AUGGAAGAAAAAACAGAUGAUGAUUAUUCCGACAAUCAAAUAAAAAGUAAAGAUAAAUUCGCUCUUGCUGCACAAUUAUACGAAGAAGGCAAAUACAAUCGUAGUUUGAUCUUUUUUAAAACAAUUAUUGAUGAAAUUAAAGAAGAGCAUCAAAAAUUUGCGGCCGAACAAAAUUUCAUAUUGUAUACUUUCAAUUAUAAAGUUAUGCCAGUUAAUAGCUGA
Messenger RNA from Dentiscutata erythropus, 222 nucleotides. The record is from the annotation of a GenBank genome assembly. NCBI's taxonomy places the organism in Eukaryota, Fungi, Glomeromycota, Glomeromycetes, Diversisporales, Gigasporaceae.